This is a messenger RNA of Closterium sp. NIES-67, 7909 nucleotides long. NCBI's taxonomy places the organism in Eukaryota, Viridiplantae, Streptophyta, Zygnematophyceae, Desmidiales, Closteriaceae. The record is from the annotation of a GenBank genome assembly.
AACCGAGGCACUCGUCUUGGGCCGCACAAGACAAGCGUCGUUUGCGGCAUGAUGAUAAGCUCAGAAUUUGUCGGCCCCAACAAGAAUGAUCGAUCGUGAAUCCUCAUACAGUUCUAUCAUGAUCGACGAAUGCUGCAUGGCGUUCAGUGAACCAGAGAAACUUGCCUAGUAGCCAGACUCGCAGUCACUGAUAGUUCGGCGUGAGUUAGGCGUGGCGACAAUUUCCAACUGAGUUUCUUACACUUGGCAUCGUCAUCUGCAUUGCGAUGUGACUCAAUCGCAUCAGGCCGAUGCGCCGGACACGUCAGUCAGCUGCUGUUCCCUGACAGAUGGUUCCGGCUGUUUCGGUAUCAAUAGCCAACAUGGGCAUUUCAGAGGCCAUCAGACGCCUGCCUAGCUGCUUUGAGCUAUGGAUUCCCAGUUCGGCUUCCAGUGGGGGUACAGCAGGGGUCGAGGCAUGGAUUCUGGCGGACAUGGCGGUAGAGCAGGGCGUUCUGGAAGCAGUCAGGCAGGUGACUACGCUCAGAGCUAUGGCGGAGGUCGCGGACAUGGCGGGUACAGCAGAGGAGGAUGGGGAGGAAGAGGUGGAGGACGAGGAGGGGGAGGAGGUCGACCAGGGACGGGAAGUUCAGACGGACAUGAGAGGAGGGGCCCUAGCCUGUGGACCUUCCUGCCGAAUGACCGAGAUUUUACGAAUCAGUUUCAGAUGAGGAUGUUCGUUCAGGCGAUGGAAGCCCACGACGCUUCCGAUCUGGUGAUGGUUCUCGCUGACGACAAGCUCUACGGCAGGAAGAAGCUCCUUAGCAUCUGCAAGGAGGCCGUUUCUUGCGGUCCUUCAAAAUCCUUGUCAGCUGGGAGCCAUCCUCGGACCGUUUCCUUCCAGAGUGUCAUCCUGCCGAUGUUACAAGUCAUCUGUCAGCCUGCGUUUUUCAACAACCCAGCGUCAAGCAAGGUCAACACAACCCUUGCAGCCAUAGCCGAGGUGGAAGGAUUCCAAGAGUACCUUGUCACCUGCAUGAGACUCCUAACCCAACGCGGAAUGAUCCGCGACUUAGGGAGAGGAGAAGACGACGGCAUUAAGGACUGGGACGUGGCUUUUGGCAUCGUGUUCAGCUUCUUUCACGAGACGAUGCUGCGGUUCUACUCCUUGUUCGACGCUGCGCAAGCCAGCAAAGACCUGCAGGAGCUGGAAUCCAUGCUGGCGAAAUGGCAGGGUGAGAAACCGGUGUUUGAUGGCAAGUACCACCAUCUCUGGUCUGUGAUUUACCGGCUGAGGAGGGCUCUGGACGUGCGGAGUCACAGCGAAAGGCAGAAGCAGAGGAUGGAAGAAGGCCAGCUGCUGCAUGAAGACUUCUUCCCUUCAGGUCAGCGGCUGUCCAGCAUGCAAGCUGUGGAUGGUCCGGGUGAGCUCAGCCUGGCUGGCCGCCCAAGGCAUGACAACGACCAUGCAGAGAUCUCAGCUAUCUCAGUGGCUCCAACGAUGGAGGAGGUGCUGUGCAAGGUCGCGCCCUACCUGCCCCACAACCACGCCAACGAGCCUCACCACCUCCCUGCCGGCUCUGUGGGCCGCCACGUCGACAUCCAGUUCCGCCUGCUCAGGCACGACCUCGUCGCCCCCCUCUGGAGCAAGGCGCUCUUCCUCUUCCAACGCCUCAACUACGAAUCCUCCAGGGCCGCCCGCGGGGGUAGCAGCAGCACUGGCAGCGCCAGCUGCAGCAGUGGUAGCGGCGGCAGGGAGGAGGCGAUGGGGCUUGUGAGGGCGGACAGGGACUUGGUGCGGGGGCUGACGGACAACAUGAAGGGGGUGGUGGGGUUUUCUUCGGAAGACAUGGACGUGUAUCUGCUGCGCGAUGUCAAGGUGCUCUCCAUCAACACCGACAAGAGGAGCGGGGUGUUCUUCCUCAUCGACUUCAUGGAGCCGCCCAUGCCAAGAGGCAGGAGGGCGCAUAACAGGGUGGAGUUCUGGGAGAACACGCGGCGCCUGCAGAACGGCUCGCUGGUCUGCCUGUGGAUUCGAGACAUGCAGCCCACAGGCGGCCACAGGGGGCAAGACAAUACCGACUCAGGCUCCCACCGGCUGGUCUUCGCCACCAUCACAGCACGGGACACACAGAGACUCGCCUUUCCAAGGCCGCAGAUCGGAGUCCAGCCGUGCCAGGGGAACGGGUUCAGCGCUGACCUGCUGGGGCUGAUCGCUCAGGGGGGCGGUGCUGCUGGCGCAGAGCAGCGGACGCAGGUGGUGAUGCUGGAAGCCCAUGGCAGCUUCUUCGCCUACGAGCCCAUCCUCAAGGCGCUGCAGACCAUCACUGAGGCCUCGCUGCCCUUCUCCGAGUACAUCUGCGCUGCUCCUGGGGGUGCACCUGGCAGGGCUGCUGUCAACCUGGGGUAUAGGCUACCUGCAUACAUCAAAGGGGGCAUGAUGUAUGACUUGGGCUUGCUGCUUCAGACCAAGCCCUCAUCCUCCCACGCACAGAACACUGCCCAGAACGGUGCCCAGAACGCUGCAGAGUGCGCUGCUGGGAGUGCUGCUGAGAGCGCUGCAGAGGACUCGUUCGCCAUCAGGAACGUGAUCGUGUCCAACCCCACUGCCUUCCCCAUCGAUGCUCUCCUGCGCUGCACGUCGCUGGACCGGCCUCAAGCUGUGGGUCUCCAAGCUGCCCUGACGCAGGAGUUCGCCCUGCUGCAGGGACCACCGGGAACGGGCAAGACGUUUGUCGGGAUUAAGCUUGUGGAAAUCCUGCUGAGCAACGCCCUCAAGGGCCCUGGGACGAGUGCUGGAGGGAGCUCUUCUCGAGGCACGGAUGAGGCGAGUCCUCUGGGCCCCAUCCUCUGCGUGUGCUUCACCAACCACGCUCUGGACCAGUUCCUGGAGGGGCUCAUUGCCAGUGGCAUCAAGAGGGUGGUUCGAGUGGGGGGCAGGAGCAGGUCCGAGUCCCUGCAGGAGUAUAAUCUUUCAAACAUCAUCCGAGGCGCGAACCCUUACCACAGCCGAACCUACAGGGACUCGAGCUACGAGGUGCGAAGCCGGCUGAGGGAGGUGGAGGCGGUGAUCGCCACGUACAGCGAUGCCCUGCAGCAGCGCACGGACAACGCACUCGCCGUCCCCUGGCGCGCCAUCUCCUCCCACCUCAUGGCCAACCACCCCACGUUCUUCCAGGCGCUUCGCACUUCCAAGGAGGCAGACGAUGACGGGUUUGAGCAAGUGGGCCUAGAUAACUGGAGCCGGUGGAAGCGAGGCCUCGCGAAGGAAAUUCCUCGCCGCAAGAAGAAAGGAAGCAACUUGGGAAGAGAAGGAAGGGAAGCUGCCGCCGGUCUAGGCAUAUUUCCCCAAACGCUGGAACCGGGGACCGGGGAUUGGGGGGCGGUGGGUACAGCCGCUCCCAGUGAAGAGGCACCGACGCAGAAUCCCUACGAAGCCCUGAGCAUGCUAGGUGGUGUUGAGGUUGGGGAGGGGUGGCAUCUGAGCAGUGGGAGUGAUAGUGGCGUGGGGGAUGAGCUGAGAGGGCUGGUUGAGCUCAUGUCAUCCAUCUAUGUUGAUGAUGAAGGGGAUGAUGGUGGUGAUGGUGAUGAUGAUGGAGAGGCAGUAGAUCUAGGCAGCAGGGCUGCUGGCGGCCACGGCAGCAGCGGUACGGGACAUGCCACAGGCAGCAGGGCUGCUGGCUUGCUGUCGUGCCUCGGUCUUGGAGCCCUACGGGUAAUGGGAGUUGAGACAGCAGCCAUGGGGGCGAGAAUGCUGGAACAGUCGGGUAAGGGUAGUCAGCGAGGAGGGGUUACAGUGGAGGACCUUUUUCAGGCGUUCGGUGAUUUGGGGAACGAACGCGGCAGGGGCAAUGGGGAGGAGCUGAUAGACAAGCCUCAGAUGGAGCAGCAGCAGGAGACGGAGGAGCAACAGAUCGGGCCUGUGGCGGUGGAUGAGGCGAGUGAUCGGGAGGUGGAUGAGCUGCUGUACGUGGAAGACCCAUGGGCGACGAGCGCGCAGGAGAGAAGGAAGCUGGUGGAAUUCUGGGUGGGGGAGGUGCGGGCCACGGCCAAUGCUGCGAUCGAGGCCGAGGUUGAGAAUUUUGCAAGGAAGGUGCAGGAGCGCAGCGAGCUGCAGCAGGUGGAGGACCUGCAGGUGUUGCAGAGGGCGCAGGUGGUGGGGAUGACGACCUCAGGCGUGGCGAAGAUGCAGCGCCUCAUCACUGCUCUCGGCCCGCGAGUCGUCAUUGUGGAGGAGGCGGCCGAGGUGCUCGAGGCCCACAUCCUCACCUCGCUCACGCCGCAGACCCAGCACGUCAUCCUCAUAGGCGACCACCUGCAGCUGCGGCCCAAGGUGGAAUUGUACGAGCUCAGCAAGGACUCCUACAAGGGCUUCGACCUGGACGUCUCCCUCUUCGAGCGCCUCGCGCUCUCCAAGCAGAUCCCCGUCUUCACCCUCGCCACCCAGCGCCGCAUGCGCCCAGAAAUCGCCGAUCUCAUUCGCAGCACCAUCUACCCGGACCUCAGGGACCAUCCGUUCGUUGAGGGGUACCCCGAUGUGCGUGGCAUGGCGUCGAACUUGCACUUUUGGGACCACGAGAGCCCGGAGAGCGGCGGGGACGACCUGAGCGAGGGCAAGUCCAAGUCGAACGCGGGGGAGGCGGCCAUGGUGGUGGGGCUGGCGACGUACCUGCUGCAGCAGGGGUACGCGGGGGGCGAGAUCACCAUCCUCACGCCCUACGUGGGGCAGCUGCUCAAGCUGCGCCAGGCGCUUUCUCAGGUGGUCAACGUGCGCCUGGGGGAGGGCGAUGCUGAGGUGGUGGAGGAGGCCGAGGAGAAGGCGGCAACUAGGGGAGGUGGACCUGGAGCGGAGGAUAGUGGGAGUGGGGAGGCGGCGGGGAGUGCAGCGGGGCAGGGAAAGGGAUUGGGGCUGGGGUUUACUGCACCCAAGGCAACCACGGCGAAUUUGCGGGAUGCUGUUCGGCUGGCAACCAUUGACAAUUUCCAGGGCGAGGAGAGCACGGUGGUGAUCGUAUCUCUUGUGCGCAACAACCUGGACGGCAAGAUUGGGUUCCUGAAGAGCCCCAACCGCACCAACGUGCUGCUGUCCCGCGCCAAGCAUGGGAUGUACCUCAUUGGCAACGCCAACACGAUGCGGGCUUGCUCAACGCGAGCGGGCUCCAAGUCUGUCCUCUGGCCGAGAAUCCUGGACAUCCUGCAGGGCAGGGGCGGCAUCCAGAGGUUCAUCCCGCUGCGGUGUGUGAACCACCCCGCCACGGUGACGCGCAUCCAUGGCGCGAGGGAGUUCAGGGAGAAGGCCAGCGAGGGCGGCUGCUCCGAGAUGUGCGGCUUCCGACUCACUCCGUGCGGCCACACCUGCCCCCGCAGGUGCCAUGGGGACGACAGGGCGCAUGCCAAUGCGUUCUGCCCAAAGGAGUGCAGCCGAAUCCGUCCGCUGGAGGAGUGUCCGUACCAGCACACUUGUGCUAAGCAGUGUGGGGAAGUCUGCGGCCCCUGCUCUGUCAAGAUUAGUAGCCUCACGCUCCCCUGUGGCCAUCAGGCGUUUAACAUUCCGUGCUUCCAAGCGCAUAAGCCGACUUCCAUUUUCUGCUCGGUAAUUGUGGAAGUCACCAUGCCAUUGUGCGGCCAUAAGCAGACAGUCCAGUGCAGUGAGGCUGCUAACAGGCUGAGCAACCCUAAGCUGUGCACCGCUCGCUGCGGUGUUGUCCUCUCGGAUUCCUGCGGGCACACGUGCAUUUCUCCCUGUGGCCAGUGCAUUGCUGCUCCAGCUGCCAACUCAGAGGAGCAGAAUGCUGAGGAAGAGGAGCAGGAGCAGGCACGGCAGCAGCAGCAGCCUGCAAAGAAGCAUAAGAAGUGCACCCAGCCAUGCAAGCGACCCCUUCCCUGUGGCCACUUAUGCCCCGACACCUGCCACGAUGGGAGACCCUGCAACCUGUGCUUUAAGAAGUGCCUGGUCGCUUGCCAGCACAGCUCCUGCCCCCAGCCCUGCCACCGAACCUGCGCUCCGUGCGCCGAGCCUUGCGGCUGGAACUGCAAGCACCAGGGGGCCUGCUCCCUGCCCUGCGGGGCGCCGUGCGACCGCCUCCCGUGCGAGCGGCGGUGUGAGAAGGCGCUCCAGUGCGGGCACCAGUGCCCGUCGCUGUGCGGGGAGAAGUGCCCCCCGAAGGCGUUCUGCACGGCGGCUGGGUGUGGCGCGCAGGAGAAGCGGGAGAUGACGGUGGAUCUGGUGACUCUGGAGACUCUAGGGGAGAUCGAUCCCGAUGAGAGCCCCGUUCUUGUGCUGCCGUGCGGACAUGCUUAUACGAUGGACACCCUGGAUGGCCACCUGGGGCUCAACCAGGUGUAUCUGGAGUCCGAGGCAUCAUAUGGCAGCAGCAGUGGGGUAGGAGCUGAUGGCCCAGGUGCGGGUUCUGGUCUUCCUGCAGGUGAUCUUGGUGGUGGGAGCAGUUGCGCUGGAGGUGGGGCCGGGGCCAAGUGGGUGGCAGUGCUGCCGUUUGAAGACGGCAAUCUGUCUGCUCUCAAGGGCUGCCCGGAGUGCCGCCAGCCAAUCACCGGGUUCCGGCGCUAUGGCCGAAUGGUCAACAAGGCUCUUCUGGACCAAUCCGAGCGCAAGUUUGCCCUCAGCUGCUCCGCUGACCAGGAAGGUGUGCAGAGGAAGUUGUCACGGUUGAGCCAGGUGAUCUCCUCGCUCCCUGAGACUGCUCAGCCCAGGCAGUUGCAGGAGCUGGCUCAGGCGGCAACACGUCUGAUCCAUGAGACGGGCCGGCUUCGCACUACCGCUGUGAACCCGCCCACGCAGCAGACCUACCAGGCUUCUGUGGCGGCACUGCAGAGGAGGCAUUACCUGCUGGGGGACCAGUCCCGGGUUCGAGACAGCACUGCUAGCUCUGGAAGUGGCAGCAGGAAGGGUAAGCAGGUGCUAUCUGGAACCAGUGCAGGCCCCACUGCAUCCACUUGGGAGGAGGAAUGCCAGCUCCUGUAUGUCCCCCAGCCGGAUCCCCGGCCCCUCUGUGAGGCGCUCAUGAUGCUGGGGAAAGCCUUCCAGCUGCUCAUGGCGGCAAACUUCCUCCAGCUGCGCUGCCUUCUCAAGAAUGUGUGGAGAGCUUCUGGUCCAUCUCGCCUGAGCAGUGGUGGGUCCAGCUCGAGGAAAGCGGCCUACUUGAGUCGCCGUGUGGAGGAUUGCAGGGCGGUUGUGCGAGUGAGUCUGAGGAUUGCGGAGAAGUAUGUUGGUCAGGCAAUUAAGUGGGCUGUGAAGCGUAAGGCGCAUCGACUGGAGGCAAGGGCGCGGCUGGAGCUGGUUGACGUGUACCGUGCGUUCGUGGAAGGCAUGAUGGCGGAACGCCUGCUCUCAAACUCCCCUGCUGGCCUUGUGAGCCCCUUGCGUCUAUGCGUACCUUUUGCAUCUCGAGAGGGUGGACCAAAGAAGCAGCAGCUGGAGUACCUUGAGAAGGCCAAGAUUCAGUGCCGGAUGGUGGCUUACCACCAUCUGGCAUCUGUGAGAGAAAACGACACCCUUGGGGAGAGCGCUCGGAGAUUGCUCGAUGAAGACCUGCCUACCUUGGAAGCAUCUGUUCGAGACGAGCCUCGUUACUUCGCCCUGUCAGAGCACGAAAAGGGCGACGUGUACAGAGCAAUAGGAUUGGGAGGAGGCCAUUGGUACCGGUGCCCGAACGGGCAUUUGUAUGUCAUAGGGGAGUGUGGCAGGGCGUGGGUGGAGUCGCGUUGUCCUGAGUGUAACGAGGUUGUGGGUGGGAGUGGACAUGUGCUUCGUGAAGGGAAUGUUAGCGCAUCUGACUUCUUCAGAGGGGCUUGACUUUUGAGGUACUGCAGGAGUAGGGGCUUGGCUUUGCGGGGGGCAAGAUGGUGAUGAUUGCACUUGUAAAUAAUGUAAAUAUGUUCAGAGGACAUGUUAUAAAUCAAGUGAAAUUCU